AUGGCCCAUGAGCGCAACAUCGUGCUGGGCGGGGAUCUUAAUCUGGGGAAUAUUGAGUACGACGUGUCGAAGGGUAACGACGGUCUCCCAUAUGUAACCUUCCGAAAUUUGCCACCUCCGGUUGUUGUGCGGCAGGAGUUACAGCCAUCUGCAGAGGUAAAGGUUCCAAACUUGGGUUCUCGGACUGAAGAGAGCACAAAAGAGUCAGAUAUAUACAAUGGAGUAUGCACGUUCUUGCAGGUACGCCUGAACGACAUGCCACUGAAAUGUUACUUUUUUGAAUAG
Molecule: messenger RNA, 285 nt
Organism: Psilocybe cubensis
Lineage: Eukaryota; Fungi; Basidiomycota; Agaricomycetes; Agaricales; Agrocybaceae
Exons: 2
Coding region: 1-285 (94 amino acids)
Source: RefSeq, a predicted model, not a curated record